Messenger RNA from Arachis duranensis, 1163 nucleotides. Its product is annotated as N6-mAMP deaminase. The record is from RefSeq and is a predicted model, not a curated record. Gene Ontology annotation, biological process: adenosine catabolic process; inosine biosynthetic process. The transcript has 6 exons. Gene Ontology annotation, molecular function: adenosine deaminase activity. Bases 205 to 789 code for a protein of 194 amino acids. NCBI's taxonomy places the organism in Eukaryota, Viridiplantae, Streptophyta, Magnoliopsida, Fabales, Fabaceae.
AUCACAAUGAUCGUGGCAUGAACCCUAAAUCCUCAACAUGUUUGAGUGCUGUUUUUUUUUUUUGUCUGAUACACGCCCUUGGAUGAGUUCAGUGAAUGGCCAUUGGCCAGUCUCUUCUGAACCAACCAGAGUGUACUCUUACUCUUACCCAACACCCAAUGAAGCACUUGCAGUUUCAGUUUCAGUGUUGAGGAAGAAGAAAAGAUGGAGUGGUGGAUGUCAAUGCCAAAGGUGGAACUCCAUGCUCACCUCAAUGGAUCCAUCAGAGGCUCCACUCUCCUAGAACUCGCUAGAGCUUUGUGGGACAAGGGUCUAAUAGAUUUUUCCCAAGUGGAGCAUGUUAUCCUUAAAAAUGAUCACAUGACUGUUACAAGAAUUGCGAAUGAAGUUGUUGAAGAUUUCGCAUCAGAAAAGGUUGUCUAUCUCGAAUUGAGAACCACCCCAAAGAAAAACGAUUCCCAAGGAAUGAGCAAACGUUCUUAUGUUGAAGCUGUAUUGGAAGGGAUAAGAUCUGUCAGCUCGGUUGAUGUGGCUUUAAUUCCUUAUACUGAGGAUCCUAGAAAUCUUUUAGAAUCUCCAGCUACAAAUGAUAAAUGUGAUGGAAAUAGUAGGAAGAAAAUCUUUGUUAGGCUUCUCUUGAGUGCUGAUCGUAGGGAGACAACAGAAGCAACUAUGGAAACUGUGAAACUGGCACUGGAAAUGAGGCAUUUGGGGGUGGUUGGAAUUGACCUAUCUGGGAAUCCAAAGGUUGGCAAAUGGUAUGUCAAUCUAUCAAGGACUCUAGCAUAGUAAUUCGUAAUGAUGCUUUAGAUCAAAGUCUCCCGUUAUCUUUUUUUGGAAAAGAUACUUGCCAGCAUUGAAAUUCGCCAGAGAACAAGGUCUUUUUGUAACCCUUCAUUGUGGAGAGGUGCGCCAAUCUUUUAUUGUACCUGUUACCUGUGGUGAUUACCUGACUGGUCUGUUUUGCUUGUUUCGUGCUUUUAGGUUCCUAAUUCAAAGGAGAUACAAGACAUGCUCGAUUUUGUUCCCCAUAAUCGGACAUGCUUGUUUCUUUGAGGAGGAACACUGGAGAAAGUUGAAGUCUACUAACAUUUCCGGUUAGACUUUGCAAGUUCACUAGUCACAUUUGUGAUAAAAUAAGAAAGUGAAAAGUGUUAUGAUAA